This is a messenger RNA of Castor canadensis (American beaver), 2986 nucleotides long. The record is from RefSeq and is a predicted model, not a curated record. Lineage: Eukaryota; Metazoa; Chordata; Mammalia; Rodentia; Castoridae.
CCAGGAGAAAUGGGGGUGGAGGUGAUAGAGCCAGGUAGAUGUGUGCCCCACACUGGGGCUUUCCCUUCCUUUGGGGUGGUAAAUUUGGGGAAGGAAGAGCUGGCCCCCUUAAUGCUGUCCUCCCUAGGUUUCAUCCUCUGUUCCUAGCCAAGGACAGCCAGGAGGGAAGUGGCGAUUCUUAUGCUGGAGGACCUGCGUGAGGGAGGAGUCGGAUGCAGUCCUGGGUCCUGGUGCAGCCCGUGGCCUCUGGCUUCCUCUAACUCUGCUUUCCCGGUCUGCCUCAGGUGUAAGGAGCUCAAGUACGGCAAGGAGCUGCCUCAGAUCUCCAUCAUCUUUAUCUUUGUGAACGAGGCCCUGUCGGUGAUCCUGAGGUCAGUCCACAGUGCUGUCAACCACACGCCAACACACCUGCUAAAGGAGAUCAUCCUGGUAGAUGACAACAGCGAUGAAGAAGAGCUGAAGGCCCCCUUGGAGGAGUACGUCCACAAACGCUACCCGGGGCUGGUGAAGGUCGUGCGAAAUCAGAAGCGAGAGGGCCUGAUCCGAGCUCGCAUCGAGGGCUGGAAGGCGGCCACCGGCCAGGUCACCGGCUUCUUCGAUGCCCACGUGGAAUUCACUGCUGGCUGGGCCGAGCCAGUUCUAUCCCGCAUCCAGGAAAACCGGAAGCGAGUGAUCCUCCCCUCCAUCGACAACAUCAAGCAGGACAACUUCGAGGUGCAGCGCUACGAGAACUCGGCCCACGGGUACAGCUGGGAGCUGUGGUGCAUGUACAUCAGCCCCCCGAAAGACUGGUGGGACGCCGGAGACCCCUCUCUCCCCAUCAGGACGCCCGCCAUGAUUGGCUGCUCAUUCGUGGUCAACAGGAAGUUCUUCGGUGACAUCGGCCUUCUGGACCCUGGGAUGGAUGUGUAUGGAGGAGAAAAUAUUGAACUUGGAAUCAAGGUGUGGCUCUGCGGGGGCAGCAUGGAGGUCCUCCCUUGCUCACGGGUGGCCCACAUCGAGCGGAAGAAGAAACCCUACAACAGCAACAUCGGCUUCUACACCAAGAGGAACGCGCUGCGGGUGGCCGAGGUGUGGAUGGACGACUACAAGUCUCACGUGUACAUCGCGUGGAACCUGCCCCUGGAGAACCCAGGGAUUGACAUAGGCGAUGUGUCUGAAAGAAGAGCGUUAAGGAAGAGUCUGAAGUGUAAGAAUUUCCAGUGGUACCUGGACCACGUCUACCCGGAAAUGAGAAGAUACAACAACACCGUUGCCUACGGGGAGCUUCGGAACAACAAAGCAAAAGAUGUCUGUUUGGACCAGGGCCCGUUGGAGAACCACACAGCAAUACUGUACCCGUGUCACGGCUGGGGACCACAGCUGGCCCGCUACACCAAGGAAGGCUUCCUGCACUUGGGCGCCCUAGGGACCACCACACUCCUCCCUGACACCCGCUGUCUGGUGGACAACUCCAAGAGCCGGCUGCCCCAGCUCCUGGACUGUGACAAAGUCAAGAGCAGCCUGUACAAGCGCUGGAACUUCAUUCAGAACGGAGCCAUCAUGAAUAAGGGUACAGGGCGCUGCCUGGAGGUGGAGAACCGGGGCCUGGCUGGCAUCGACCUUAUCCUCCGUAGCUGCACAGGACAGAGGUGGACAAUUAAGAACUCCAUCAAGUAGAUGGGAGCCCAGCCCCGGCACAGGGCCCGACCGUUCUCACCAUCGGUCACACAGCGGAGAGACAGUGGGACUAGGUGGGCCUCCGGGGCUCCUCCAGGGCAGCACAGGGACCCCAGGUGAAGACUUUUAAGUCCCCUCAGUCUCUCAGCUGCCCUGAGGCCUGUGCCCCCUAAAGCACCCCCCACUUCUCUGGAACUGUUUCCUGCACCUCCAGAUGUGACCUGGUACCAAGGGGUGAGGCUGGCCACAGUUCCGUGUCACCUCCCAACCCGAAACCAGGGUCUGGGCCUGGCAGGGUCCCUUCUUUUGCUUCUGAAUUUCACUCCAGCCCUCAACAAAAUGGGGUGGGGGUGCUCCAGCUACAUCCUCGCUCCCCCUCAGAAUUAGGGUGAGGCGCCGAGGUUCUGCUUCCUCUGAGGUUGCUUCAGCCCAGAGAUCCAGCCACACCGCCAGGCACUCGCCACCCCCACCCCGACCCUCCCAUCAGGGUGGCUUUGGAGAGCCCAGCUCUGGACUUUUCUGGACUCUCCCGUGGUGGCCUGGGAGGGGCAGACACCUCCUGUCCUGGUCACCUGGGUACCGAGCUCCUAAACUGUGCAUGGGGCAGUUCUUGCCUGAGUCUGGAAGGAUCCAGAAAAGGGCUGAGCAUGCAGGACAGUCUCAACAGAGUCCCCACUGCCAGGUGGAGCCAGGCUGGUGCAGCUCUGCCUGCUGGAUCCUCGUCCUGGUCACCGAGCACUGGGGGUCUCCGUGGAGAACAUAGGGCUGAAACCCCAACGCAGCAAAGGGUGAGGAAACCUCGAAGACGCUUUGUGCUCCCUGCAGUUCAUCCCCGCUCUGCUGGCCAACGGGAGGAGGCUACUGUCCCCUUCUCUUAGGAGUGACUGUGGCUUUCCAACUGCCCUCUGGUUAGGGUGAUCCUAUAAAUCAGAGUUAAUAUAUGGCCACGAGUGCAUGCACGUGUGUUGUGUGACAGGUGCACGCGUGUGCGUGUGUGUGUGUGUGUGCGCGCAGUGGCCUUGGGUUUGCUGCUUAAUGGCUCACCUGGACAGGGGACAGGCUGUGGAGAGUCAUGCAGGGUUGGCCUCCUGUCACCAGCUCACUGGCCAGGAGGACACCAUUCAGCUUUGCCUGGAAUGACAACUGCUUCGGCCACUUUCCAUCUUGCUCCCUGCGCAGUCCCCAGCCAAGCCUUGCCCAGAACCAAACCCUGUAGUUACCCCAUUACCCGGAGUGAGGGUCAGUGUCUCUUUUGGUGACAUUUUAUUGGUGAUCAUCCCCUGGUCCCAUCUCCCACCUUGUGAAAUAAAUAUGUCAGCACUUCCCA